AUGACGGAGCCCGACCCCCAACCCCCGGAACGCGCGCCCGGAACCCCCGCCGUGGACGACGACGGCGAGGAGAUCCUGUGUCGCUACUGCUUCGACGGCCCCGAGGAAGGGACGAUGCUCUCGGGAAUCUGCGCGUGCGCGGGCGGACAGAAGCACGUGCACCUCGACUGCCUUCGUCGCUGGCAGCGCAUGGUCCUCGUCUCGCAGCCGACGCACCCGGCGUUCUACGAGGACGACGUCCGGCACCACAAGUGUAACGUCUGCGCGGCGAACUUUAACAUCCCGCCGCCGACGAGGAACGAGCUCAUGCAGACCUUCACCGGCGCGGAGAUCGCCGCGCUCGUCGACGAGGGGUGCGUCAUCGGUUCCCAGCGCGCCUUCUCGGACGAGCUCGAGCGUCAACUCGUCUCGAUGCCGUUCUUCCAGAGGCUCGUGUGCGGGUACAGGAACUGGAUCAAGGGCGUGUACCUCAUCACCGGCGUGACCCCGGACGACGGCACGGUCACGCUGCCCAUACGAAGCGGCGACACGCUCGAUCAGAUUCGCGACCGUCUCCUCGUCGGCGACGCGACGACGGACGACGACGAAGGCGGCGGCGGCGGCGGCGGCGGCGGCGGCGGCGACGGCGCGACCGAGCGCGACUUAGGGUUGAUGGUCAGCGGCCGAAGGCACGUGCUCGUGAGCGUCGGCGGCGUGACGGGCGAUAAGGAGUCGUUGCGUCGCGCGCUGUGCGCCGCGCGCGCGCCCGUGGAGCUGAAACUGAGCACGGGGAAAGAGCCCGACUGCGGCGAGGACCACGUCACGGCGGUGAAUUUGGCGCGUCUGGUGCCGUUGUUCCCGGAGGAGGAGGAGGAGGAGGAGGACGAGGACGACGACGAGGAGGGGAACGACGCGGGGGUGAACUUGGAGGAGGAGGAGAUGGAAGGCGCCGCGCGCGGAAGCGACGGAAGCGACGACGACAUGGACGCGGAGGAAGAGGAGGAGGGCUCCGAGGAGGAGGAGGAGGGCUCCGAGGACGGAGACAUCUCCGAGGUGCGUUCUAUACACUGGUUCCCAUACGACCGCGUUCGCGUGGUGAACGCCGAUCCUUAA
This is a messenger RNA of Micromonas pusilla CCMP1545, 1092 nucleotides long. RefSeq lists its product as uncharacterized. The record is from RefSeq and is a predicted model, not a curated record. Lineage: Eukaryota; Viridiplantae; Chlorophyta; Mamiellophyceae; Mamiellales; Mamiellaceae. Gene Ontology annotation, molecular function: zinc ion binding. Bases 1 to 1092 code for a protein of 363 amino acids. The transcript has a single exon.